AUGAAGAAGAAAAGCAUAGCGACAGAUUGUAUGUACCUGCUUCUAAUUAUAGCAAAAGCUCUCUGGAUCGCCUUGUGCAACCAGUUUUUCGUGAAGUGUAAUCAGCGGGGAUCCUUAAUUUCAAGCUGCUGCCGCUAUGAAGCUGCUGGAAGAUUGAUAUUUAUACAGAGGGGCAGGAGAGAAGUGAUCGCAGAUGAAAAACCUCUAACCCUGACUAAUCCAUCUUUUUUUUGGGAAGUUGAAGAAAUCCAUUUAGAAUUCUUUCAAAUUGUAGAUGAGAAGAGAAUAAGACAAAAGCAAAAGCAAAGCAUGAGAGAAGAAGAAACGACGCCACGGAGUUAUGUGUGCUUCUUCGAACGGAACAAAUAG
Molecule: messenger RNA, 369 nt
Organism: Clunio marinus
Lineage: Eukaryota; Metazoa; Arthropoda; Insecta; Diptera; Chironomidae
Source: the annotation of a GenBank genome assembly